AUCUUUCAAAGCAUCAGCCUCUGUCUAGCUCGCUCUCGUUUUCGCUCGCAUUUGAUCGUCAGUGCCGUGUCAGUGUGGAGUGAUUGUAACUCGUUGAAAUUAUGCUAAAAAUCAUUAAUUAUUCAUUUCGACGGGCUUCCCAUUUUACUGAGGUCUCCAAAGUAUUGUCACGAUCAAUUCAUCUUACCAGAGAAAUGAGUGGAAAUCGUGUAGCUGUGGUUUUAUCAGGAUCAGGUGUCUAUGAUGGCAGUGAAGUUCAUGAGGCUUCAGCUGUAUGGGUUCACCUUAGUCGGGGUGGAGCUGACGUAUCAUUCUUUGCUCCAGAUGUUACUCAGAUGCAUGUUAUAAACCACACCAAAGGAGAGCCAAGUGAGAAUGAAACAAGGAAUGUAUUGGUGGAGUCCGCACGUAUUGCUCGGGGAAAGAUUGCUGCUCUUUCUGGGCUCAGCAGUGGGGACUUUGAUGCUGUGGUCUUUCCAGGUGGAUUUGGUGCUGCCAAGAACUUGAGUGAUUUUGCAGUGAAUGGGGCUGGCUGUACCGUAAAUACAGAUGUUGAAAGGGUUCUUAAGGAGUUCCACCAAGCUAAAAAACCAAUUGGUCUGUGCUGCAUUUCACCAGUCCUGGCUGCCAAGGUUAUCCCAGGCUGUAGUGUAACGGUUGGCCACGAAUCUGAGGAAGGCGGAAGGUGGCCAUACGCUGGAACAGCUAAAGCAAUUCAAGAGAUGGGGGCAAAGCAUGUUGCCAAAGAUGUCACAGAAGCCCAUGUCGAUGAGGAGAACAAGAUCGUGACAGCCCCUGCAUUCAUGUGUGAAACCAAGGUUCAUGAGAUCUUUGACAGCGUUGGAAGCAUGGUCAACGGAGUCCUUAAACUUUGCUGAAACCCCUCUUAAAAUGAUCAAGAGUUCAAAUAAAGUUCUGGGCCCUGUCAUACAAAGAGCUACGAUUGAUCCAAUCAGCAACAACUAUGGAGAGCCAUCAACAUCUAAAAUAUUUGUUCACAAUAUUUUCUAGAUGUGAUGUAUAUUCAUACAUUCAUAGUUUUCUUGAAAAUUCAGUUUGCUUCUCUUUGUUUACAAAGGACAUUGUGCAAAUUUCCUCAAGAAAAAAUUAUGACAUUGAUGGAGUUCCAUAUACUUGAGGUUGAUCGGAUCAAUCGUAACUCUUUGUAAGACAGGCCCUGUCUUGCAAAGACAACCAUAGUUUAAAAGAUAUUGGAAUAAUGAAUGCUUGCAAUCUCGACUAAUCACUGAAUUAAAGACAGUGACAAUCAUCGGUUAAUUGUGCCAAUUUUUAAUCCAUAAUCCAAAACUACUUUGAAAAUUUAUUUACAAAUUGUUGCAAUUUCAGCUCAGACAUAAUGAAUGAUAACUUCCAUGACAUCAUUAGUUAGUGUUCAGCUCUUCAAACAAACAUAUGCAUGGAAUCAUCUCAAAGUUAGUUGAUUUUAGAUGUUAUGUUACUUAAUUAUAUAAUGGAGCCAAUAAGUAUUAAAAUCAUAUUUUGAAGCAUUUUUGACAGAAUAAUGCAUGGUUUCUUGGACAAUGAUGGAUAAUAAGAUAUAACAUUUUGUUAAAAGGACUAUCCGUUUCAGUCCCUCCAUUAGUCUGACCUAUCAUCUUAUCCAGCUACACCUGAAGUCCAGACGAUCAUCAACCGCAUCUCAUCUGAUACAAACAUAUUUGAGAGAUGUAGAAGUACACUUUCUAUGAAAAUUUACUGUGUACAGGAGUCUAUCUCAAUUUGUCUUUAAAAUCUAUUCCUUGGCAUUGUGGAUAAUUGUUAUCAAAGUAUCAACAAUAUGUAUGUGGUUCUUUGGAUAAGAUGAGAAAAAAGGAAUUUCAAAUUUGGAUGAAGAAUGAAUAGGAAACUUACCAGAAAAUCCAGCACUUUAUUCCAGGAAUCCAGAUAUAGGGUUGGGCUGUAAUUGAGUUUCGAUAUUAGUAAUGGAUUAAACCCAUUGAUUUAAUGCAAUUACUUUAAAGUACUCUGUACUUUUCUUAAAGAAUGAAAAAAAAAUGUUGUUUGUAUUCAUUAAAUGAAACAAAUGCAAUUUAUACUUCCCAGUUAUUUCAUCUCAAAUCAUGACAGAAAACUGCAGUGCUUGAACGGUGAGAUAGUUUAUGAGAUUUUAGACUUUAAUACUGCUCAAAGUAGUUGUAUUUAUGAUUUGCACCUUGUUCUCCAAACUGCGCAGAACAGAUGUAAAUGAAACUUCUAAAGUUUAUGAAUGUGAAAAAAUAUUUUGUCUAUAUCAUGUGAAAACUUAAUAAAUGCUUGUAAAGUUUGA
Messenger RNA from Lytechinus pictus (painted urchin), 2287 nucleotides. RefSeq names its product glutamine amidotransferase-like class 1 domain-containing protein 3, mitochondrial. Bases 102 to 878 code for a protein of 258 amino acids. Gene Ontology annotation, cellular component: mitochondrion. The record is from RefSeq and is a predicted model, not a curated record. NCBI's taxonomy places the organism in Eukaryota, Metazoa, Echinodermata, Echinoidea, Temnopleuroida, Toxopneustidae. The transcript is spliced from 7 exons.